AAGGCAGGCCAGGAAUCUCAAACCUGCAUUGUGAUUCACUGCCUGGCACAAAGCAGCCAGUCAUGCCUUAGGUGGGUGUCGCCAGGGGCUGGCUAAAGAGUUUAGAAAUCAGACCCUUUCCCCCUUUCUGUUCCUGGGGCCGCAAUAAAACCUUUAAGCUGAAUCACUGCCUUCAGUCUUGCUAGAACCUGCAUAUACAUGUUUACAAAGCUAUUGUACUACCAACCUUACUGUAUGCUUGUGAAACAUGGACCACUUACAAAUGCCAUCUCCAGCUUCUUGAAAGAUUCCAUCAACAGUGUCUCCGAAAAAUCUUACACAUCACUUGGGAAGACAGGCAAACUAAUAUCAGUGCACUGGAUGAAACAAAGAUCACCAGUGUUGAAGCAAUGAUUCUUCAACAUCAACUUUGUUGGACUAGUCAUGUUGUGCGGAUGCCUGAUUAUUGUCUUCCAAAGCUGCUGUAUUCCAAACUUAAAAAUGGAAAGCGUAAUGCUGGUGGUCAACAAAAGAGGUUUAAAGACCUUCUCAAGGCAAAUCUAAAAAAUGCAGUAUAAACACCAACAAUUGGGAAACACUGGCCUGCGAGCGCUCCAGCUGGAGAACAGACUUUACCAAAGGUGGCAUGGACUUUGAAGAUGCUCGAACUCAGAACGCAAGGGAGAAACGUGCUAAGAGGAUCAACUCCCAUCCGGGAACCAAUGUCCCCACUGUGGAAGGUCAUGUAGGUCCAGAAUUGGCCUCCACAGUCACUUACGGACUCAUUGUUAAAACCGCAUUUAUGGAAGACAAUCUUACUCGGCUAUUUGUGAUCGCCAAAGACGAAGAAGAAUACUUCAGGUACCACCAGGUUUGGCAAAGAGCUAUCAAAGGUCAAAGAAAGUGUUGACCUUUGGGCAAGUUUUGAGAAGAGAAGAAUGAAUGCCGUUUCCAUUUAAUGCGAACCUACGUUAUCUGCGUUUCCCAGAUCAACACUGAAAUAUACUCGGAGUCGAGAGUGGAUUUCAUGCUCUUUAUUCAGCUCAUAGUGGGAGGAGGAAUGAAAGUUCCCCCACAGUAUCUGCUUUAUAUACGUUAUUUACACAAUGGGCUGCACGUGAUUGGCUAAUUCCGGAUUUCUCCUGUAGGCCAAUCAGGUUGUGGAUUCACUUCCAUCUGGAGCUGGAUUGGGUGGCUCCUGCAGACCAGUCAUACUGCUGCAUUGUUCUAGGACCAAUCAGAUUGCUGCAUUCUGAAUCCUAUUGUUCUAGGACCAAUCAGACUGAUGCAUUUUGGAUCCUAUUCAACUCAGUACAUAACAAACACACAAACAGAAAUUUGCUUUUAGGUGCUUCCUUGUCCCCAUUUUGCAAAAAGGUUCUCCAUCCCACACCCCUCCCAGUGUAAAUAUUAGCAUCUUUAGAAAUCUGCUUAAAAAAUGUGACAUCCCUGCCUGGGGGCCUGAUCCAUUCCUCACAUUCUGACAUUCCUGUUUCUUUUCUCUCUAUUCUCAUGGAUGGAGAAUUGAUUUAAACGAACACAAAAUCUCAGAAAUCAGCCUGGAAGAAGGGGAGGAUCUUCCUCCAAGGUAAUGCUGUGCUAACCCCUCCGCCAUUAUCAAUCACUUUCAGAAGCCCCCUGAUCCAUUUCUGUGGUGCUGCUGCUUGGGUUCUUUGAAGGACAGGAGGCAAUGGAAGCUGCUUGGGACUUCCAGAGAAUUGAGGGACCACAACUGGGGGUUUGAGAAGGCAGCCAUUUCCUUUCUGACACAAGCAGCCCUGUUUCAGUUCUACUAUUCAGUGGGCCAUGAAUGCUGUAAAUAACAGUUCGAAAGCAUGUCAAAGUGCAAGUAGAUAAAUAGGUACCGCUCUGGCAGGAAGGUAAACGGCGUUUCCGUGCGCUGCUCUGGUUCACCAGAAGCGGCUUAGUCAUGCUGGCCACAUGACCCGGAAGCUGUACACCGGCUCCUUUGGCCAAUAAAGCGAGAUGAGCACCACAACCCCAGAGUUUGCCACAACUGGACCUAAAGGUCAGGGGUCCCUUUACCUUUACCUAUUAACAUACCGGUAAGUGUACUUUUUAUAUUCCCUUCCACUCUCCCUAGUAAAAUAACAUGUCUUUGGGGAAGCCUGAUAGUGAAUGCUGAUUCCUGUCCUGCCCCUCCCCCGCACUUACUGGCAAAUAAAGUGCAUCCCUAGUGGGUGGGGUAUACACUCGUAGGAACUAUGUUGUGGACCCCAGGACUAGGUCAGACAAAAUGUGCUUGGGAGGAGUCACAAGGUUGGAAGGAGCAGGGACCGAGCAAUGGGAGCUCACCCCAUUGUGGGGAUUUGAACCACCGACCUUCUGAUUGGCAAGUCCUAGGCUACAGCCUCAAAUAUUUCCCUGCAAGGAGGAAGGAAAUGCAGGGGUGGGGGUGGGGUGGGGAAUCCAGUUGGUCUUUGGAUUGUAGGGGCUUACACCUCCCUUUUCAAAUACAGUCUGGCAAGUUAUCUGUUAAGCUGAGCACACUAUCAAUAUGCUUCAGGAUUGCUCUCCUAUACUAUUUCAGACAUGUGGCUUAUAUACUUAUGUAUGUGUUUGCCUAAACGGCCUCUGCCCAGUAUAUCUGAAGGAGUGCCUCCACCCCCAUCAUCCAGCCUGGACACUGAGGUCCAGCGCCGAGGGCCUUUUGGUGCUUCCCUCCCUGCGAGAAGUGAGGCUACAGGGAACCAGGCAGAGGGCCUUCUCGGUAGUGGCGCCUGCCCUGUGGAAUGCCCUCCCAUCAGAUGUCAAGGAAAUAAACAACUACCUGACUUUUAGAAGACAUCUGAAGGCAACCCUGUAUCAGGACGUUUUUAAUGUUUGAUGUUUUAUUGUGUUUUUAAUAUUCUGUUGGGAGCUGUCCAGAGUGGCUGGGGAAUAAACAAUGGGCAGGGUAUAAACAAUAAAUAUGAUGAUGAUGAUGAACAUUUAAUUUAUACUUGAGACGAUGAACAUUUAAUUUAUACUUGAGACCUUAGAAUUCUUUUAACACCACCCUCUUCUGAGGGAGUCGGUUCAGCUCUGACCUUCAGAUAGUGCUCCCUAAGGUUGAGUCAGAAUCUCCUUUUUUGUACAGUGGUACCUCGGGUUAAGAACUUAAUUCGUUCUGGAGGUCCAUUCUUAACCUGAAACUGUUCUUAAUCUGAAGCACCACUUUAGCUAACGGGGCCUCCUGCUGCCGCUGCGUCGCCACCGCACAAUUUCUGUUCUUAUCCUGAAGCAAAGUUCUUAACCGGAGGUACUAUUUCUGGGUUAGCGGAGUCUGUAACCUGAAGCGUCUGUAACCCGAGGUACCACUGUAGUUUGAAUCCGUUGGUUUGGGCCCCACCCAAACGAGCUUGUUCCAUCUUCCGCGGGACUGCCCUUGGAAGUGUCAAUGCAAAGGUUUUCCUCGCAGGGCACGUUUUCCUGGUUUGGAAAUGUAAACUGCAAACAUUCUCCUAGAGAAGGCGAGCCUCGGUCUUGCAGGGCACGUUUUCCUGGUUUGAUGCUUGCGUUGGUUCGUCUGCAUGCUCUCUCUCUCUCUCUCUCUCUCUCUCUCUCUCUCUCUCUCUCUCUCUCUCUCUCUCUCUGCCAAAGGGAACAAGAGCCAAAAUCUGAAGUUACUUGCCUGCGACAGACAAGAUCAGACCAGUCCCGCUCCAGAGGCGGAGUCUGAAGCCCCAGAAAAAAAUAUCUCUCCUCCUCCUCUUCUCUAACAUUGCUGACGAGGCUGGGACACCAGAGACUUGCUGUGUCACGGAAAGGAAAGGGACCACUGCGAUGCUGCGCUAGGAGGCAGAAAGCACCAGCUCCUCUCUCUUUCCCACCCCCCUCCUGCAAAAUCCACCUUUUCGCCCGCCUGCAGACUCCUUACCUCCCCAAGCUUGAAAGUCCGGACGUCUUGAAGGUACGUGAGCCUUUACAAAAAUUCCCUUCCUCUCGCAACUUUACCCCAUUAAGAAAUUAAAACGUGCAAGUUCGUUUCUAGAAACAUAAAUAAAUCAUUGAUAGACGAGUCGACGGAGCACGGAUCAAAUGAUCCUGGUUUAUGGAUGAAUGUAUUGAGUUGACGUUGCAUUUGAUGGGUCAUUGGAUGAACUGACGUUGCUUUUGAUGGAUCAUUUGUUUGGGGUUAUCUGCUCCAAAAAGGCAGACGUUUCCCAAGGUUUGGGGGCAGAGAUCUUUCUCUAAUCUUUUCAUCAAGGUAAUAAUAAUAAUAAUAAUAAUUUUCGCCUAAUGGCACUCAAGGCAGCUUACAGAUAGAAACAAGAAUGGCUAAACACAUAGAAAAACCAACUAACAUUAACAGCAUGGGUAGGCAUACUAAGGCCCCAGGGUCGGAUCUGGCCCAAUCGGCUUCUAAAUUUGGCCCAUGGACAGUCUGGAAAUCAGCGUGUUUUUACAUGAGUAGAAUGUGUGCUUUUAUUUAAAAUGCAUCUCUGGGUUAUUUAUGGGGCAUAGGAAUUCGUUCAUUUCUCCCCCCAAAAAUAUAGUCCGGGCCCCCACAAGGUCUGAGGGACAGUGGACCGGCCCCCUGCUGAAAAAGUUCGCUGACCCCUGAUUAACAGAAUUAAAACUUGAAUGUGGGGAACUGACUCAAAGGGACAGCGGUGGAGGUGGUAGCAGUAAAUACCGGAGUCAUUGGAGAAGCACAGCCGGCCAACCUUGCAAGGCAGGCGUACAAAGAAGGGGGUUGUAAGAGGCUGGGUGGAGCCCCUCCACUUUGCUUUGUGACUGAGGGAGGGGGAAAGGUGUGUCUCACAGACAAUUUCUUAGGACCUUUGGAAGCUGCCUUAUGCUGAGUCAGACCAUGGGUCCCUCUAGCUCAGUCUACACUGACUGGUAGCAGCACUCCAGGGUUUUUGGCAGAAGUCUCUCCCAGCUGCACCUGGAGAUAAAUCUGGGGACCUUCUGCACGCCCAGAUUCUUGAGAGAUCCGUGCAGGAUCUGAUCAGAUCGUUGGCAGCCAAACUCUGGCUUCUUCUCGUCAAUUUUAAUAAAACUAGGUAAGAAAUGGAGGCAGUGAGAGAUUUUACUUUCUUAGGCUCCACGAUCACUGCAGAUGGUGACAGCAGUCACGAAAUUAAAAGACGCCUGCUCCUUGGGAGAAAGGCGAUGGCAAACCUAGACAACAUCUUAAAAAGCAGAGACACCCCCUUGCCAACAAAGGUCCGUAUAGUAAAUGCCAUGGUUUUCCCAGUAGUGAUGUAUGGAAGUGAGAGCUGGACCAUAAAGAAGGCUGAUCGCCGAAGAAUUGAUGCUUUUGAAUUCUGGUGCUGGAGGAGACUCUUGAGAGUUCCAUGGACUGCAAGAAGAUCAAACCUAUCCAUUCUGAAGGAAAUCAGCCCUGAGUGCUCACUGGAAGGACAGAUCGUGAAGCUGAGGCUCCAAUACUUUGGCCACCUCAUGAGAAGAGAAGACUCCCUGGAAAAGACCCUGAUGUUGGGAAAGAUGGAGGGCACAAGGAGAAGGGGACGACAGAGAAUGAGAUGGUUGGAUAGUGUUCUUGAAGCUACAAACUUGAGUUUGAUCAAACUGCGGGAGGCAGUGGAGGACAGAAGUGCCUGGCGUGCUCUGGUCCAUGGGGUCACGAAGAGUCGGACAUGACUAAAUGACUAAACAACAACAACAACAACAACAACAACAACAAUAAUUUAGUAUUUAUACCCCGCCCAUCUGGCUGGGCUUCACCAGCCACUCUGGGCAGCUUCCAAAAAUAUAUAUUAAAAUACCGUAAUACAUCAAACAUUAAAAGCUUCCCUAAACAGGGCUGCCUUCAGAUGUCUUCUAAAAGUCUGGUAGUUGUUGUUCUCUCUGACAUCUGGUGGGAGGGCAUUCCACAGGGAGGGCGCCACUACUGAGAAGGCCCUCUGUCUGGUUCCCUGUAACUUGGCUUCUCGCAGUGAAGAAACCGCCAAAAGGACCCCGGAGCAGGGCCUCAGAGUCCGGGCAGAACGAUGGGGGUGGAGACGCUCCUUCAGGUAUACUGGACCAAGGCUGUUUAGGUCUUUAAAGGUCAGCACCAACACUUUGAAUUGUGCUCGGAAACGUACCUGUAAGCUCAAAGGGGCUAGUAAAUGCAUUUUGGAUCACAACAUGCAAGCUUAUCUCCAACCCUAUAUAGCAGGGGUCAGCAAACAUUUUCAUCAGGGGGCCGGUCCACUGUCCCUCAGACCUUGUGGGGGGCCGGACUAUAUUUUUUUGGGGGGAAAGAACAAAUUCCUAUGCCCCACAAAUAACCCAGAGAUGCAUUUUAAAUAAAAGGACACAUUCUACUCAUGUAAAAACACGCUGAUUCCCGGACCGUCUGCGGGCCAGAUUUAGAAGGCGAUUGGGCUGGAUCCGGCCCCUGGGCCUUAGUUUGCCUACCCAUGCUAUAUAGAUUUGGUGGUGCUGACCAUCAUCUGUCUGGUUUCCUUCAACAGAGGCUGAUUUUUAAAUCCUUGAGAUUGCAAAUUGCUCAUCCAGGGGGCUGGGUGUUAAUUAAACACCCGCUUGCUAAUUUGGUUGUUUUUGAAAAUAUUUGGCUUCUGUUACAUUGGAAAGAGUAGGCUGAUAGGCAGAAGGAGGUUCUUUCUAUUUGAUAAUGAGCAGUGGCUUAUACAAUUGCUAAGUUUCUCUUGCAUACCCCAAAGCUAAGUCUGUUUGUCUGUUUACUCUGUCGCAUUCCCCAUGGAGUCCAAUAACAUAUCCAUACAGUUGCGGUCUAAUUAUUGAUUUAUUUUAAAGGAUCUCGCCUCUUUGCUCUUCAUUUUUAAAAUAGUUCCCAACAACUGCUUACAGAUCUGUUAAAAAGCUCCUUAUCAGCUGCUUACUUAUCAGUUUUUCAAAAAAGAAGAAGGCUGCCCUCACUUUUAUGACUGAAAAAGAAUUAUCAUCAAAGGAAAAAGGGAGGGGGAGGGAGGAGGAAGUGAACAAACUCAGGCAUUAACUCUUAGUUACAUAUUAGUGAUAGCCAAACCUUCUCCCUUCAAAGAAGGUAUAUGGGCUUAUUUCUUAUUCUUUUCAAAAUCCUUAAAUGUCCCUGUUAAGUAAAUUGGCUGGCUGACUAACUGGUCCCAAGGUCUCUCGAGGAGCUUGAUGGCUGAAUUGGCAGGGCUAGGGGGGUUUGAACCCAGGCGUUCCUAGUCUGAGGCCAGCCACUCUGAACUAGCAUAAACAAAGCACCACUAUCGAGGUGUUGGCUGUGUCAGAUUGAUUUAAAUUUGGUGGUAUUUUUAAAUAUAUAUUUUUUCUGUAUUUUUAAUUAAAUUUUCUGUUUUACAUUUUAGAAUGUUCACUUAAGCAACCUUAAAAUAUCAAUGAAUUCCCUUCUUCUCUUUCCAUGGUUCAUUUUGCAUAACCUAAAUCCCUGCAUAUUUCACAUAAACUAAACCAUUCAGGACAGUCCUACCUUGGAAGUCGAAUGGAAUCCGUUCCGGAACUCCGUUUGACUUACAAAACGUUUGGAAACCAAAGUGUGGCUUCUGAUUGGCUGCAGGAAGCUCCUGCAGCCAAUCAGAAGCCGCUGAAGUGCCAUUGGACGUUCAGCUUCCAAAGAACGUUCGCAAACCCGAACACUCACUUCUGGGUUUAUGGCAUUUGGGAGCUAAAAUGUCCGAGUACCAAGGCGUUUGGGAUCUAAGGUAUGACUGUAUUCCAUUAUUACAUCCAUCAAAACUUAUUUACACUGUUGAAUUUAUCUUUUUUUAAAAAAAAAAGUUUUAAAUGCUUUAUUGUUCAUUUUCCAUAUAUAUACAACACAUAAUUUUCUUCAUUUCAGUCAGUCCAAUAAGAAUGUCUAUGUUCACAAAAAAAUGCAUACAAAUUCAGUUAUGCGUUUUCUACACAAACCUAUGACUUCCCAUCCUCUCUAUAUUUCUUUUAUAAUAAACAUCUUACUUUAAUUUAUCAUUAUUAUUUUGUAAAAAAUCUCUUUUCUAUUUCAAUAUCAUUUUCUUUCAUAUACAUUAUUUACAGAAAUCAUUCAAAGGCAACUGUCAUGCUUAGAUUUCAACUACUUUUCAAAUAAAUCUUGAAAUUAAGAUAAAUUCAACAGUUGAAUCUAUCUUAAUGCUGCCAACGUUUUCAAGUGUACACAAUUCCCUCCCCCCAUAUAUUCAAUAAACCUUUUCCCAUCUUCUUUAAACAUAUGUUCUUCUUGUUCUCUUAUUCUAUAUGUUAGGUAUGCAAGCUGCGCAUAUUCCCGUGUGUGUACUUUUAAAUAUUUUUUUAAAGUUAGGCAUGUUCAUUAACAUAAUAGCUCUGUUCUGAGUAAGACUAACAUUGGAAACAGCUCAUUGAAAUGAAUGCGUCUAAGUCAGGCAUGUCUGUCACCUUGAAAGGACCUACUCUGACUAGGGCGACAACCCUAGUCCAUUUUAGCAUAAGGUUACCAGAUUUUUUUCAAUGAAUCCGGGGACACUUUUCAACUUCAGUAAGAAUGAUAGGAUAAGGUUACCAGAUUUUUUUUCAAUGAAUCCAGGGACACUUAAAUAAAUAAAUACUACACGUUCGGGAUGUUGAUGCUGCAGUGAUGGCGGUGGCAGAGGGGCGGCCGCCGCCUUGACCUCAACCGCCACAUUUCCCCUUCGUCUGAGGCUUCUAUCUCCUUUCUCCAUGAGCCUGGGCAGCCCCUGAGUUGUUGGUUCUUUGGUGAUGGUGGUGGUGGGGAAGCGGUGCGUGAUGGGUCAGGCAUGGAAGGUGGAGAAGGAGGGCCCAGAGUGGCGGCGGUGAGCUGGGGAUCCCUCAGCUGGGAAGCGAGGCUUCACACUGCCUUUUGGAGCAGCCCCAUCCCAACUCCUACUUGCGUGCAAGCAGGAGGGGGCGGGGAUCCCUCAGCUGGGAAGGGAGGCUUCCCGUUGCCUAACUGAGAGAUCCCUGCCCCCUCCUGCUUGCACGCAAGCUCUGAUAGGCAGCGUGAAGCCUCCCUUCACAGCUGAGAGAUUCCCGUCCCCUCCUGCUUGCACACAAGUAGGAGUUGGGAGGCUGCCCCAAUAGGCAGCAUGAAGCCUCCCUUCACAGCUUGGUUGCUGGGGUCAGCGAAGGUGGAGGCAGCCCGGAAGCUGCAUCUUAGAGCCUCUGCACCACCAUCAUAUGGGGACUUCUGAGCAGCUCGUGAAGCCAACCUGAGCCAACUGCUCUGGGCUGCUGAGACUGCCGCUGCUGCGUUUCCAGGGGACAUUAGAUGAAAUCCGGGGACAUUCCAGGGAUGGAAUUUGUCCGGGGACUUAUUCACAAAUCCGGGGACUGUCCCCGGGAAACGGGGACAUCUGAUAGCCUUAUUUUUAGCAAGCUCUCUCCUCCAGGAUGGAGACCCUCCCAGAGCCUCUUCUGGUCCGGAUCUUCGCCUCCCUCCCUGCAGUCGAACUGGUCUUAGUGUGUCGCCUUGUCUGCUCCCAGUGGAAAAACCUGAUUGACGGAGCUGCCCUCUGGUUGUUGAAAUGUCAGCAGGAGGGUUUCGCUGGGGAAGAUGCAGAAGAGGAAAGCGCCGACAGCUGGCAGACGCUCUACUUCCUGAAUAAGAGGAAGCGGAAUUUAAUCAAGAACCCAGACGGCGAAGGCAAGUGGCUAGAGAACAUUCCAGAAAAAUAAUAGGAGUUGGCAGUAGGGUGGCCCUCUCCACACACCCACCGUGUGUGGCUUUUGGCACCCUCACACCAGGGUGCUUGCGAUCUGGCAGCUGAAACUUUUUGCCCAUCGCUGUGCUUUUAGGCUGGAAAAGACUGCGCUUGUUGAAUUUCUGUCUGACCCGUUCAAGGCAUGCCGGGGUGGGGUGGGGUGCUGGUAAAUCUACAGGAUGAGAAUAAAAAUAAUACACUGUGAGUGUGUGUGGCUAAUUUGUGGCCCCCCGGAUAAUACUGUAUUUUUCGCUCUAUAAGAUGCACCUGACCAUAAGAUGCACCUAGUUUUUAGAGGAGGAAAACAAGAAAAGCCAGCAAGAGCCACAGACAUACUUGCUCGGCGCGGCUCUUUAAAGAUAGAGUGGCUCUUGCUGGCUUUUACAGGAGGUGGGAGAAGGGACUGAUGGACUGCACUCCAUCCCUUCCCCCACCUCCCUAAAAAGCCAGAGCAAGCUGUGCAGCUAUCGCUGAAGGCAGCAGAGCAAGAGAGAGAGCUGUGCAGUGCCUCUUGGUCUUCUGGCUUCCCAGUGAAGCAGGAUAAGGGAUGGAAAGGAGCCCUUACGGAGCCCCUUCUGUCUCUCAUCCUGCUUCUCUGGGAAGCCAGCAACCCAGAAACGCUGCGCAGCUCUCCCUCUUGCUGUGCUGGCUACGCAGCCUGCAUUUGCUCCAUAACACACACACACAUUUCCCCUUACUGUCUUAUGGAGCAAAAAAUACGGUACUUUAAAAAAAAACAGCACACAACAAUUUUUAUUUGAUUUUACAAAUAUAAAUUUAUAACAAUCCAAAUGCGUAUCCAUAUACAGUGGUACCUCGGUUUAAGAAGAGCCCUGUUUACGAACUAUUUGGUAUACGAACUUCACAAAAUCGGAAGUAGUGUUCUGGUUAGUGAACUUUACCUCAGUCUAUGAACGGAAUCCGAACAGCGGAAGGGCACUGGCAGCGGGAGGCCUCAUUAAGGAAAAUGCACCUUAGUCUUGGUUUUGGUUUAAGAAUGGACUUCUGGAAUGGAGGUACCGCUGUAUAGAGAUUACUCUGGGCCUCGAGACUUCUUCACCCCAUCCCCUCCAUGGGUCCUAACGUCGACAUUUACAACUGCAUAUUAUUCCAUAAUCUAUAUUUUGUAUCCAUCCACAUUAUAGAUUACAUUCACAUUACAAGUGAAAUUAAAAUCCUGCGAAUGUUUUCAUCUGCUUGCAGUUGUCUCUUAAAUAAAGGAUACAUUUUACCCAUUCCUUUAUAAAGUUUUUUCCCCUCUUGGUUUCUGGAUUUUCCAGUCAGCUUUGCCAUUUUAGCAUAUUCCAUCAGCUUAGCUUGCCAUUCUGGCCCUCCAGAUAUUACUGAAGUACGACUCCCAUCAGGCAUUGGUGACGUCACGGUUAGAUUACUACAAUGUGCUCUUUGUGGGGCUUGCCUUGCACUUAAUCCUGCAGUUAGUGCUGUGGCAGGGCUACUGGCAAGCCCUGUCAGCAUAAAAACUCCUCCCAUCAGAGCUGUGCCCUGCUUGCCAAUUUGUUACCAGGCCAAGUUCAAGAAGUUGCUGCUGGUAUAGAAAGCUCUCAACAGCCAGCUUGGGAUCAGUUUACUUGCGAGAUCACCUUACCAAAUAUAUGCCCGUUUCCAUCUGUAGAAUUGGCAAAUACCCAUUCUGCACUGGUAAGCAAUCGAUCCUAUAGUGUGGCAGCAUCUACCCUUCGGAACCCCCUGCCUUUUGAAAUCAGGCAGGUAUGUUUGCUGUACUCUCUUUAGUGCCCGCUUAAAACAUUUUUUUCUUUAGCCAAGCCCGUUCAGACAUGUAGAAGUUGCGUGUGUGUUUUAUCGCUUAGCUCCCACUGACUUUUACCGCCUUCAGAUUAUUAUUUUUAAAGCAGCUUUAAAACUUUAAAACCGAUAAUUUUAAUGUUUUAUUUUGUAUUCUUGUAAACCGCCAAAAAUCAAGCGCUAUAUCAAUUUUGUUAAAACAGAUAAACAAAAUCAGCCCCGGGCAGCAUGUUCAAUGGUCAGGGAUGAUGGGAGUUGUAGUCCAACAAUAUCUGAUUUGGCACAAUUGCGUACAAAAAUGGGUGUGUUAGGCAAAAACUCACACUAACAUGCCAUUGAGCUUUCAUAAGGACUAGUUUUCUUUUCCUUUUUUGCAAAGUGAUGUGUAGCUUUGGAGAAAUGAACAAUAAGACUGUGAAAAUGAGAAACUGAGGAAACACCAAAUUGAUAGAUUUCCCUCUAGGAAGAACAGUAUUCUGUGUACAUGCAUGUGUGUGUGUAUGCAUGUGUAUUUAAGGAACUGCAGAAAGAGGGAGAAGAAAGUCAAGUUUUGAAAUGUCAAAAUUGUAAAAUUAAUGAAAUGUAUAAAAUUUGUGAAAUGUAUAAACUUGAAAAGUAUAAAUAUAUAUUUUUAAUGUUGCUGUUGUCAUUCUGCCAUCCCACAGAGGGUCUUGAACAUUGGCAGGAUGUGGAAAAUGGAGGUGACGGCUGGGCAAUUGAGGACCUGCCUGGAAAUUUUGGGCAAGAAUUCCCCAGCGAGGAUGUCCAUAAAUACUUUGUCUCAUCUUUUGAGUAAGUCAAAAGCCCUUUAAGGUGGCCUGGUUUGAGACAAGAUGCCUCUGUGGAACAUCUGAAAUUUGGAGUUCUUUUUAUACCUCUGAAUGGGAGCAACAAUGGAGAGGGUUAAUGUCAGUCACCCCCUGCUUAUGGGCUGCUUGGUGGCUUCUGGGGUCAGGAUGUACGACCCUAGGGACCUCUGCGGCUCUUCUUGGGUUUUCUUAUCCAGCUGCAGUAUGCCACUUUUAACAGGGACACGGGUGGCGCUGUGGUCUACACCACUGAGCCUCUUGGGCGUGCUGAUGGGAAGGUUGGCGGUUUGAAUCCCCAUGAUGGAGUGAGCUCCCAUUGCUCUGUCCCAGCUCCUGCCAACCUAGCAGUUCGAAAGCACACCAGUGCGAGUAGAUAAAUAGGUAGCACUGCGGCGGGAAGGUCAACGGUGUUUUCGUGCACUCUGGUUUCCAUCACAGUGUCCCGUUGCACCAGAAGCAGUUUAGUCCUGCUGGCCACAGGACCCAGAAAGCUGUCUGUGGACAAAUGGCAGCUCCCUCGGCCUGAAAGCGAGAUGAGCAUCGCAACCCCACAGUAGCCUUUGACUGGACUUCUUCUCCUUCUCUUUCUUCUCCUUCUUCUCCUUCACCUUCUUCUUCACCUUCUUCUUCUUCUUCUUUAUUCAUUUAUUUAUACCCUGCACAUCUAGCUGAGUUUCCCCAGCCACUCUAGGCAGCUCCCAACAGAAUUAAAAGCACAAUAGAACAUCAUUGGAAACUCAAGGCAGUAGAGACAUAAGAUGAUCAGAGCCUCACCAAACUUGAAGCAUGGGAAGUCCCAAUAAAAAUUUAUAAUUUGGCAGAAUAUUUGGACUAUAUGAUAUGUAUUUGUAUAAUUUGGAAUAUUUAAUGUGAUUUGAUUGGAUUGUUAAAAUGGAAAAUUUAAUUAAAAAUAUUUUUUUUAAAAAAACACAAUAGAACAUCAAACAUAAAAACUUCCCUAAACAGGGCUGCCUUCAGAUGUCUUCUAAAAGUCAGUUGUUUAUUUCCUUGACAUCUGAUGGGAGGGCGUUCCACAGGGCAGUGGAACCGCCAGAAGGCCCUUGGAGCUGGAUCUCAGUGUCCGGGCUGAACGAUGGGAGUGGAGACGUUCCUUCAGGUAUAUAGGACCGACUUAACCAUCCAGGGGUCCUUUACCUUUUACCUUUACCUUACAGUUCCCUGGAUUGUUUGGGGGAGGGGGAAGUAAUGUGCAUGCAACCUAAGUGUUGUAGCACAAAGUGCUGCAACUCAAGGUUCCAGUCACUCCAUCCGAUUCCUCUGCCCUCCCCCUUCUGGCUUCUGAGCAUGCUCAGUUAUCGUUGGGCUGUUUUCAGCAGGUCCCUUUGGAUACUCCUCCAACCGAAUACCUUUUUAUGGUUCUGUAACAUCAUUCUUGUGGACGGGUUGUGCUGUUUGGGCCUCAUGUGAACCGGCACUCAUGACCUGUUGGUGACACAGCAGCACAGAUCCUCCAAUGGGCGCUGUGUGAUGACAACCUUACAUUUUUAUGUAUAGAGAGAAUUUUAAAAAAUGACAAACUGCUUAAUCAAAGAGACUCCUCUAAACGACCUACAUAAAAAAAAUCUGUGGGUGGUACCAUUUUUGGCUAAAAUAGAAAUGGCGCCAGUAACCUGAGCAUCAGAAAUAGAAAUAGAGGGAAGGAUGAACUCCUCCCCAUAUUAUGGGCUGUAUUCAAGCCCAUAUUCACCAUUUGAUUGAGUGCAUAUAGCAAAUAGCUUGAGGCAGUUUCAUACCCUCCUAGUAUCCCUAUUUUCCAGGAUCAGUCCCAGAUUUACAGAAGCCAUCCCAGUUUCUGAUUUGAUCCCAGAAUGUCCCACUUUUCCUUAAAAAGGUAAAGGGACCCCUGGUCAUUAGGUCCUGUUGUGACCGACUCUAGGGUUGCGGCGCUCAUCUCACUUUAUUGGUCGAGGGAGCCAGCAUACAGCUUCCGGGUCAUGUGGUCAGCAUGACUAAGCCGCUUCUGGGUAACCAGAACCAGAAGUUUCCAGUGCAUGGAAACGCCGUACCUUCCCACGGGAGUGGUACCUAUUUAUCUACUUGCACUUGACGUGCUUUUGAACUGCUAGGUUGGCAGGAGCAGGGACCGAGCAACAGGAGCUCACCCCAUCGCGGGGAUUUGAACCGUCAACCUUCUGAUCGGCAAGUCCUAGGCUCUGUGGUUUAACCCACAGCGCCACCCGCUUUUCGUUAGGAUGUCCCUAUUUUCAUCGGAGAAAUGUUGGAGGGUAGGGAGUUAUCUGACCCCCCAGCCAUCUGAAGGUUUCCCUGUAUAGGGAGGUUUUUUGGUGUUUAAUGUUUUAUUAUGUUUUUAUAGAAGUUGGAAGCUGCCCAGAGUGGCUGGGGCAACCCAGUCAGAUGGGCGGGGUAUUGAUAGUAAAAUUAUUAUUAUGGAAUAGGAUGUCCCUAUUCCAUCGGAGCAAAGUUGGAGGUUAUGCAAUUGCUGUCAAAUGAGGAAGAGGAAUUGCACCGAGAAUGCUACUAGCAGCGAGUGGCCUGAGAGGGAGGAUGUUUUAUUCUGUUUUUAUAUAUGUUGGAAGCUGCCCAGAGUGGCAACCCAGCCAGGUGGGUGGGGUGUAAAUAGUAAAAUUCUUAUUACAGUGGUACCUCGGGUUACAGACACUUCAGGUUACAGACGCUUCAGGUUAUAGACUCCGCUAACCCAGAAAUAGUAUCUUGGGUUAAGAACUUUGCUUCAGGAUGAGAACAGAAAUCGUGCUCCGGCGGUGUAGCGGCAGCUGGAGGCCCCAUUAGCUAAAGUGGUGCUUCAGGUUAAGAACAGUUUCAGGUUAAGAACGGACCUCCAGAAUGAAUUAAGUUCUUAACCAGAGGUACCACUGUAUUAUUAUUGAAUAGGACGUCCCUAUUUUCAUCAGAGACAUGUUGGAGGGUAUGCAAUACAGUGGUACCUCGGGUUACAUACGCUUCAGGUUACAGACUCCGCUAUCCGAGAAAUAGUGCUUCAGGUUAAGAACUUUGCUUCAGGAUGAGAACAGAAAUUGCACGGCAGCAGCAGGAGGCCCCAUUAGCUAAAGUGGUGCUUCAGAUUAAGAACAGUUUCAGGUUAAGAACGGACCUCCAGAACGAAUUAAGUAAUUAACCAGAGGUACCACUGUAUUAUACAUUCUUCUCGCUUGUUAACCUUAUCAAAAUGUUACAGGUGGUGCUGUAAGUCACAAGUCAUUGAUCUCCGCGCCGAAGGAUACUGGGAGGAGCUUAUGGACACCACCCAGCCUAAAAUUGUGGUGAAAGACUGGUAAGACUGGGGGGUGGGGUGGAGAGACUGUGGAACCUGUUGGAAUCUGGCAGGGAAAUUGGCAAACACGGCCAAAGUAGAAUUGAACCCUGCCUCCAUCACUGCCCAUCGGCUGAUGUUACACCUGUGGGAAUGUUGUAGAUACUAAAAGAGGAUCUCGAGACUCCCCCCCCCCCAUCCCCUCCAUGGGUCUUAACAUCAACAUUUACAACUGCAUAUUAUUCCAUAAUCUAUAUAUUUUUUAUCAAUCCAUAUUAUCCAUAGUAUUUGUUAUAUUGCAAGUGAAAUUAAAAUCCUGCUAAUGUUUUCAUCUGCUUGCAGUGGUCUCUUAAAUAAAUUAUAAUUUCCCCCCAUUCCUUUAUAAAGUUUUUUCCUCCUGGGUUCUGGGUUUUCCUGUCAGCUUUGCCAUCUUAGCGUAUUCAAUCAGCUUAGUUUGCCGUUUUUCUCUGGUAGGGACUUUGUCUUCUUUCCAACUCUGGGCUAAUAACAUCUGGGCAACUGUUGUUCCAUACAUAAAGAGUAUUUUCUGCUCCUUGGGUAUGUCAGUACCUGUAAUUCCUAAUAAAAACGCUUCUGGUUUAUUAACAAAAGUUAUUUUAAGCCUUUCCCCCCCGUUUCAUUAUAUAUCAUCUCCCAGAAAGCUUUUAUUACCUUACAAGUCCACCACAUAAAAGGUACCUUCCUUUUCUUUACAUUUCCAGCAGAUCUUUGUACUUGUCUUAUACAUUUUUGCUAACUUAGAAGGAGUCAAAUACCACCGCUGAGAUUAAAAUCUAUAUUACAUCCUAUAUCUAUUGCCCAGUGCAUCAUAGACAGCCUCAAGCUGCGUUUGGCACUUCCGCUGCCAGCUGGCUUAUGCUCAGGUUAUACAGUCACAGAUGUUGUGGUCUCAUCCUGCAGGUAUGCGGCCCGGUGUGACGCUGGCUGCCUCUACAACUUGAAAGUGCAGCUCCUGUCUUCGACAGAGGAGGUGCUGGCCGAGUUUGUGAGCGACACCAUUGCUGUCCCGCAAGGCAAUGAGGGCGAAUGGACCGAGGUGGGUGCUGACGGAGGGUGCCUUUUUCCAUCAUCGGCUUGGCUUGUGGACAUUAGUAACUGAUCCCGUAUAUAAUAAUAAAUAAUAAUAAUACAUUUUAUUUAUACCCCGCCCUCCCCGGCCAAAGCUGGGCUCAGGGUGGCUAACACCUAUAAAAUUACAAUAAAAACAUAAUAGAAAAUAAAUAAAUAAAGCAAUUUAAAAUACAGGUUAAAAUGCAAUUUAAAAUGCAGCCUCAUUUUAAAAGUAGCCCAUAUAUUGUGUACGUCUGUAAAUCAUAGCUGUCAACCGUCCCUUAUUUGGCGGGAAACUCCCUUAUCCCAGCGCCGUUUCCCGCUGCUGUCCUGGAUUGAUGAUGUCCCUUAAAUUUCCUGGGUUUCAAAGGAAGCAGCUCCUCUCCCUCCCUCCCUGCCAGCCAGGGAGGAAGGAGGCUCCAACUGUGUUGCUUGGCUGCGUUGCUCACCCAAUAAAGAGUCUAAGAACAACUGGGGGGUGGAGCUUGCAGGCCUUGUGCUGAUCAAAUCGGCCGUGUUGCCUGGGGACUCACCUUUGCUCAGCGCUUCCCAGCGGAGAGGUGCCGGUGGUUUCCCUUGCUGCAUCCCCUUUGCUGGGUUGCUGCGCUGUGGGAACCACUGCUUGAGGCUUCGUUUGGCUGCUGGUUGACUAAAAUCCCUUAUUUUGGCUUCUGGUCCCUUAUUUUCAAAUCUAAGUUGACAGCUAUGCUGUAAAUCUCAGGCCUGGAGCCUGAAAGUGGCCCUUCAGGCAUCUCUGCCAGGCCACCAGGAUAGGGCAUGACCCCUCUCCAAGCCGCAUCUCUCACCUGGAGCACACCUGGAGUGCUUUUGCCUGGCUGUGAUGACGCCUCUUGCUUCCUUGAACUACAUCUCCCAUCAGCCUCAGCAAGUGUGGUCAGUGGCCAAGGGUGAUGGGAGUUGUAGUCCGGCAACAUCCGGAGGCCCAAAGCUUCCCCACACCUGAUGCAGAUCCUGCCUUGAGCAGGGAGGCAAAUCAUGCAACCUCCUUGGUACCCCAUCCCCAAAUACUCUGAUUCUAGGCUUCCACUGUUAGCCAAUAUUGCUGAAUGGAUUUUUAGCUGCUUCAUUUGGUUGGAUCGGGGCUUCCCAAACAUGGGUUUCUAGCUCUUUUUGGACUACACUCCCAUCAUCCCUAGCUAGUGGUCAGGGAUGAUGGGAAUUGUAGUCCCAAACCAGCUGGAGACCCAAGUUUGGGAAACCCUGAUGUAGAUCGGGAGUGAGGAACCUUGGGCCCUCCAGAUGUAGCGGGACUCCAACUCCCAUCAGCCCCUGAUGCAUGAUGGGAGUUGUAGUCCAGCAACAUUUCAGAGAGCCAAAGGUUCUCCACACCUGCGUGGGCCAGAUGUCCUCUUACGUGCCGUACAAUUCUUUUUUUAAGAAAUAUUUUAUUGAUUUUCCAUUUUCAAAACAAAUAUCCAAAAUCAAUACUAAACAUUAAUUUUUCACCCAUUGACUUCCCUCAGCUUCCAUUUCUGGUUUAUUACAUCAAAUGAUACGUUCUGCUGUUUAUAUACAAUACUAUAUUAUCACAGUGUUAUAUUCCUUGUUUUAUGUAAAAAAAAUGGUAAAUGUUUAUUUAAAUCCUGCCAAUGAUUCCAUUUUUUUGGGAGGUGUUUCUGCAAAUAUAUUGUAAAAGGCUCCCAUUCUUUUUCCAAGCCCCUGUUGUCCUUUUCUCACAGUUUGUUUGCUAAGUUUGCUAACUGUGUAGCUCAUCAGUUUUUCUUGCCAUUGUUCUUUAGAUGGUACUUCUCCAGUUUUGCAGUUUUGUGCUAUUAGAAUUCUCGUUGCUGUUGCCGCAUACAUAAAUAAUGUCCUUUUUCUUUCGGCAGCAGGUGCCUUCCAAUUCUAUGCUUCACUUUUUUGGGGGGGUCAAAUAUUUCCCUCUAACUCUCUUGCCUUUUUCUCUUCCUCCUGCACCCAAGAUCACCCACACCUUUGCCGACUACGGUCCCGGGGUCUGCUUCGUUCGCUUCGAACACGGCGGUCAGGACACGGUCUACUGGAAGGGCUGGUACGGCGCAAGGGUGACGCACAGCAGUGUGACUGUGGAGCCGUAGUGGUGGAAUUGGAGAGCCCUGGAGCCGCUUAGGAGCCUGCGCAUCAUGCCAUCCCUCAGCGAGGCCAGAGUGAACUUUGCAUGGUUGUCCUCAGGGCUGGAUGAAACCUGGCGCUAAAUGCCCAACAGGACUUUUGCACUUCCUGCGAUCUAUUUCUCUGGAAUUUCCCUAAGCGAGAGAGAAAAUAGAGUGCUUUCUUACAUUAAAAGUAUUUCCCUGGGUCUUCCAGCAAUGUAGAAUAAUAUAAUGCUGGCUUGUGUGUAAAAAAAAUAUACAAUAGCAGUAACCACUUCACCAAGGGUGUAAAAUGUUUUAAAAUACUGAGAGUUAAUUAGACAUCACCCCAGAACUGGUCCUACUAAACAUAUUCCAAGACAACAAUGCCCAUUUACACCACAAAGCACUCAUAACUCACCUACUUUCAGCAGCCAGAAACACCAUAACCAGACACUGGAGAGACCUGUCAGGAGUAAACAUGGACCAAUGGUACCAAAUAGUAUGGGAAACAGCCCUACUAGAAAAAUUAACCAAUAAACUGAAACUGACACAGGGACAAACAGAAGAAGACGCCUUUACCCCAGUAUGGCUCCCCUUUAUCACAUACACAGCCCAACAAGACAAUGACAAUAAUCCACCAACAGCAUACAAAUCAAUAUGGCUAACCUUGCCCAAAACACCCACCCACCCCAUUCACACACGAAAACAAAGAUCACCACAGCCAAUCACAAACAAACAACCACACCCUAGGCCAACCCCAACCUCUCUCACCACCAAAGAAACACAAAUGAACAGCAGAGAACCUGCACGAGCACCUACAUACAUUAAGCAAAAUAUAAACAUCGCCACCCAACCCCCCCAUCUCCCCCC
Podarcis lilfordi (Lilford's wall lizard) is the source of this 19426-nucleotide messenger RNA. Lineage: Eukaryota; Metazoa; Chordata; Lepidosauria; Squamata; Lacertidae. The record is from the annotation of a GenBank genome assembly.